AUGCCUAGACGUACAUCAGCAGUGGACGACUUCUUCCAUGCUUUACUCGGGCCUCCUUUAGAGAGCUUUUUAACAUGUUCUCCUCUUCAUACAGCCUCGCAGAAAUUCAACGGCGGAUAGAUGAAGUUCAGCGUUUCCUGUCUGUCACCCUGAGCAUCGCUAAUGCGCACACUGUGGAGUUUUACACCCACGACGCGUGGAACCGCUUCGUGGCAGUGCCACCUCAGGAGGUCCUGUCAAACGUCGGUUCACGUGGUGACCAGCAGAGGGAGCCAGAGCACAGCGCAAACGAAUCGGAGCAAACCAGAACUACAUUUGGGUUUUGCAAUGUUACAAACCGACUGGUUGAUACUCGUGAACUGGUGCAGGCGGCCAAGGCCCACGCUCUCCCUGGCCUUGGAGUCUGCAUGAGCAGGGAUGAGCUACUGCAGGCCCUCAGAGGGCACAGGUCAGAGUCUGGUGCUCCAGUAGCAGCUAUAGAUGCUGAGCUGAUAACAGACGAGUUUAUGAACUCUAAGAAAUCUCACGAGGUCAAGUCCAUGUCUGAGGUGGUGGCCUGUCUGGCCCAGCACUGUGAGGUCAAACAGGUGAUAGAUCUAGGCUCAGGGAAGGGCUACCUGAGCUCCUUUCUGUCCCUGCAAUAUGGCCUGCGGGUCUACGGCAUCGACUCCUCCAGCACCAACACCCACGGAGCCCAGGAGAGGAACCGGAAGCUGAAAAAGUUCUCCAGGGCCUAUCAGAAACACAACAAGGCCGUGAGGGCACAGGGAGAGGCCACACUUUCGCCUCAGGAGGAGUUAGUAGACAUAAAGCCUGGACGAGGUGGAGACAACGAUGAUGUUGUGUAUGUCGAUGGGUUAGGAAUUGUGUCGCAGCAGGAGCAGGAGGAGGUGUUAAUCGCCUUAUCAGAUGUCAACCCUGCAGUGGAAAUGCAUUCAGAGUCAAAUCCAGAAACGGAGGAGCUCUUCCUCAGCGUCCUGUCAGUGGAUGCGGUACAGCCUACGUCCCCCAGAGUUCCCCCCAGCCAACUGAGUGCAGAGGAGAGGGAGAGGAGGAAGAGGGAGAACCUGGAGAGGAAAUCACAGGACAGAAACGCCACCGCCAGCGUCAUGUUUUCACCCCUCACUUCUUACGUCACCGCUGAAACGGAGCUUCGGGAGCUCAUCAACGAGCUGGAGGAUGCGGUCAUGGUCGGCCUGCACACGUGUGGCGACUUGGCUCCCAGCACCCUGAGGAUGUUUGUGGCGAAACCAGAGCUGGCCGCGGUCUGCAGCGUGGGCUGCUGCUAUCACCUGCUGUCUGAGGAGUUUGACCCUGCCGGACAGGAGUGUUUGCUCGGCGUCUGUGGUUUCCCUCUGAGUCGGUACCUCCGCGACCGGUCCUGGUUCUGUGGCAGAAACGCCCGGAUGUCGGCGUGUUUGGCACUGGAGAGAGUUUCACACGGCCAAGGGAUUCAGAUGGAGUCUCUGUUUUACCGAGCCGUCCUUCACGUCAUUCUGAGGGAUCACUACGGCUGCUUUAAAAGUGAAAAGCGCGUUGGGAAUGUCUACUCCAAGGCUAAAUCCUUCGUGGACUACGUCCGUCGAGCUCUACGCAGACUGGAACUGGAGGAAUUAAAGCUUUCUGACGGUGACAUCCAGGAUUACCACGACGCAUACAGACCCCGAAUGGGCGAAAUGCACGCCUUUAAUAUGUUGAAGGUGACCCUGGCUCCCUGUAUUGAAGGUCUGAUUCUCCUUGAUCGCCUCUGCUACCUGAAAGAACAGUUUGCUCUGGGUGUGUUUCUUCGUGCCCGACAGGAGGAUUCAUCAUUCUCUGCACUGGUGCAACUCUUUGAUCCCCUGCUGUCUCCGAGAUGCUACGCUGUCAUCGGACUGAAGAGUUGGGAAGAAUGAAAUUCAUGUUGAUUUGACAUACAUAUGCACAUGAUUGCGAUACACUGCUUGAGAGGCCAUGAUUAUACAUGAUCAGCAAUCACACUUGAGUGAUUGUGUUUUCUCCCCUGCUCGGUUCAAUUAUAUGUAUGAUUUCAUCUCAAUUUGUGUAUGCGUUCUCUGUAAUAUUUUUUUUAAGCAAACAUCUUGUUUUGUUUUAUAUACUAUAAAUCUCCACAAUGUUGUGCUUUUAGUCCUUGACUAUGUGCAUGCUCAUGAAAACACACGCUCAAAACACCUGGAAAAAGUGUCAGCACUGUUUGAUUGGAUCGUAUUCAUCGCAGCCUUUUGUCUUCCUGUUUCGUGAGUCUUAAGAAAGCACUUGUUUUUAAGGGCCGUUCAGGGAGCCAGGGGCAUUGUGGGAUUUAGGGAGGCUUGGAUCCCCUCUGUUGACGGGUCUGGAAACCCCAUUUCUAGGCUCCCAACCCAGAGGAAGUAGGGGAAAUGAUAGACAGGGCAAGAGGCGCCCUUGACCCCGUUUUACUUCUGUUUUGCUUUGUGCUUGGUCAUUUAAUAAAUCACUCUCCUCUUACAUGUUU
Cyclopterus lumpus (lumpfish) is the source of this 2473-nucleotide messenger RNA. RefSeq names its product methyltransferase like 25 (gene mettl25). The record is from RefSeq and is a predicted model, not a curated record. Bases 75 to 1895 code for a protein of 606 amino acids. The transcript is spliced from 12 exons. Lineage: Eukaryota; Metazoa; Chordata; Actinopteri; Perciformes; Cyclopteridae.